This is a messenger RNA of Andrographis paniculata, 2639 nucleotides long. RefSeq names its product E3 ubiquitin-protein ligase CHIP-like. Bases 156 to 986 code for a protein of 276 amino acids. The transcript is spliced from 9 exons. Gene Ontology annotation, molecular function: protein-folding chaperone binding; ubiquitin protein ligase activity. The record is from RefSeq and is a predicted model, not a curated record. Gene Ontology annotation, biological process: protein polyubiquitination; proteasome-mediated ubiquitin-dependent protein catabolic process; protein quality control for misfolded or incompletely synthesized proteins. Gene Ontology annotation, cellular component: cytoplasm. Lineage: Eukaryota; Viridiplantae; Streptophyta; Magnoliopsida; Lamiales; Acanthaceae.
CGCGCUUCCUACUCACUCAUUUAUAAAGGCAGGUAUCAUUGUCUGGCGUUUCAUUUUCAUCUUGUCCAAAAACCUCUCCAGCGGGAACUCCGCCUUCUAGAUUGCAGUAAGGAGAGACGGCGACAACCAGCGUAGGUAGAGGGGAGAAGCGGAAAAUGUCGCCAUCGGAGGAGGCGGCGAGACAGGCGGAGGUGCUUAGGCAGGAAGGCAACAUGUGCUUCAAAAAGGAGCAGUUUGGAGCCGCCAUUGAUGCUUAUACUGAGGCCAUUGCUUUGUGCCCUAACGUUCUUGUAUAUUGGACGAAUCGAGCACUUUGCCACCGCAAGCGGAAUGAUUGGGAAAAAAUGGAGGAGGAUUGUAGGAUGGCAAUUCAACUCGAUCACAAUUCUGUCAAGGCACACUAUAUGCUCGGUCUUUCUCUCCUCCAAAGGGCGGAGUAUGCAGAAGGCGUAAAGGAAUUGGAAAAGGCUAUGGAACUCGGAAGAUGCGCUACUCCAAAUGGAUAUAUGGUUGAAGAGAUAUGGCAAGAGCUUGCAAAAGCGAAGUAUCUAAAAUGGGAGCAUGAAUCAAAAUUACGUUACGGGGAGAUGAAACAGCUGAAAGAGGCCUGUGAAGCUGCACUCUAUGAAAAAAUCUUGAUAAAUUCUUCUCGAAUGGAAGGAUUUAUCGAUGAAACUGCUAUCUCUACCUUAGAUCAAUUGAAUGCUUUACGCCAGGUAUUCAACAAAGUUGCAGAACCCGAUAUUCCAACAGAGGUCCCCGACUAUCUGUGCUGUAGAAUCACAUUGGACAUUUUCCGCGACCCUGUUGUCGCACCUAGUGGAUUCACAUAUGAAAGAGCAGUGAUCCUGGAGCAUCUACACAAGGUCGGUAAAUUUGAUCCCAUUACCCGUGAGACUCUCUAUCCAUCCCAGCUCAUACCAAAUUUUGCUAUUAAAGAAGCCGUAAGAGCAUAUCUUGAUUCGCACGGGUGGGCCUAUAAAUAAAAAUCGAUGUUACAGUCUCCUUGCCUUGUGCUGUAUUUCUACAGCCGGAAAAACUCAGAAUGCUUACAAUCCUCUGAGCCAUGCAUGUUACAACUUCUUUAGACUCACAAGUAAUUAUUCCAAUGCAUAAUUUAAACAGUUUGCCAUGCAUACAGUCUGAUGCAUUAUAGACAAUUAAAAGAUUAAUAAAACGAAACUCUAUAUUAUGCAUAGUCGAAACUUGCAGAGUUUUAUUUGAUGAUGAAAGUGUUGUUUUUUACUCUUUGUUUCUCCAUCAAGUGUUUGUGUUUUUGAAGUUUACAUCGGCUUUAGACAACAUUGGUCUAAUGCUUAUAUUUUUCGGAACCAACAAAGAAAAUUCCGAUUAUGGACCAUCUUUUUAAACUGUUUUUUUUUCCUACUCUACAUUUUCACAUGAACCUUGAAAUUGAUUUGAUGAACUUAUGCUUGUGUUCCUUAUUAUCAGAUAAUCACAUGAUUUUAUUAUUGUUUUACUAUUUCUUAAGAGUAGAUUUAUGUUUCCAAAAUUGUUUUUUGAGUUUAUCAAAAUUUGUUUCUCUAGAAAGUAUCACAUAAAAAAUUUAUUUUAUAAAAUUUAAAUGUGAUUAUUUUAGAGAAAUUUUGAUUAAAAGAUACAAAAACAAAGUUGGAAACAUAAUAGACGAACUAUAGUGUAGUGUUGCUUAUUGUCUAUCUUGGAGAGAAAAUGGUGACACUAUGCUGAUUAGCCAAGAACUAGUAAGGUUAUGUUCAUGACCUUGAUAUCCACCCUAUAGAUAGUGGAGAAGAUUUUGUGAACACUAAUUUAAAAUUUCACUCUACCCUGGUAGACAUCAUAAUAGAGGCUAAAAAUAAAUAUAGAGUACACUGCAGUUUUAACAUAAUUCACCUUUAUGCAAGUAAAAACUAUGAACAUAAUCCCCAUAAGUCCAGAGUCACAAUUCUGGACAAUUAGGAGAUCAAUUCUAAAUAUAAACAUUACAUGUGUAGUAUUUCAUGCCAUUUAAAUGAAACCACUCAAAAGUCUAGGAAAUGUAACAAGUCUAUUAUUUGUGUGUGUGUGUGUGUGUGUACAAACCUAUGAUAUGAUGAAUGGAAGAAAUUUUAGAAGCCAAAAGUCAUUCUGACACAUUAAGAAAAAAAGGACUAAGAAUUCAACACUAGUUUCUUUAUGGCACGCACACUUUGUAGGGACCUUAAAAAAAAACACAGAAACACAAUAACAUCAUCCAACAUGGCCACUAUGUGAAUAGUGAAUAACACCUCGUCCUAGCCAUGUGGAAUGUCACAAUUUUCAUCCAUAAUAAUAAAGCACUUGGGCCAAAACAACCAUUAAAUGCUCAUAGUGAAAAUUCAAGCAUCCUACUAACAGAACCAUGUGCUGAAAUUAUUAUGCAACAUGAGCUACCAAUUAUUUUUGGUUAAACCAUAAAAGCAUAAGAACUAAUCUUAUAUCAUAUAUGUAUAUGUAUGUAUGCAUGUAUCAAAUUUGAGUCUAGAUUAGCACAUAAAGCCCCCAUAGUUUUCAAUUGUCAUACUGCAUUAAACUAUUAGGUUAUUUACCAAAUAAUUGACUCUGUCGUGAUAGUGGAGUAUUGGAAAGAAACUACAUUUCAGGGCAACCUUAGAAAGCCAUCAAUUAUGAUAAGAAAC